This is a messenger RNA of Protopolystoma xenopodis, 255 nucleotides long. The record is from the annotation of a GenBank genome assembly. NCBI's taxonomy places the organism in Eukaryota, Metazoa, Platyhelminthes, Monogenea, Polystomatidea, Polystomatidae.
AUGCAAAGGGCUGCACUUCGCGAGCCCCUCCUUUGCGACUCAUUGGCUGGGAUUCGUUUCGAUUCACGCAGCCUUCAGGGUCAGGCAACCACCUGCGCCCGUACCCCAUUAUGUUGGCUGGCUAUGAUGAGGCCUGCUGAGCAGCUCUGGCGCGCCCAGGCCUUGUUAAUGGCUAAGAAUCCAGAAUGUAACCAAAAAGUGCAUCCUCAUCAUAUGUCGCAGCCGACAAUUCAGCUUGUAAAUGAGGUAAUUUAA